Molecule: messenger RNA, 1248 nt
Organism: Tigriopus californicus
Lineage: Eukaryota; Metazoa; Arthropoda; Copepoda; Harpacticoida; Harpacticidae
Product: sodium/potassium-transporting ATPase subunit beta-like
Exons: 1
Coding region: 183-1226 (347 amino acids)
Biological process (GO): intracellular sodium ion homeostasis; intracellular potassium ion homeostasis; sodium ion export across plasma membrane
Cellular component (GO): sodium:potassium-exchanging ATPase complex
Molecular function (GO): ATPase activator activity
Source: RefSeq, a predicted model, not a curated record
UCUAUCAUUGAGAGGCAAGCUCAAGGUAUUUUCAUACCUGUGGAACAGAAAACCGCGCCUCUUCUCUACCAACCAGGUUCAGGGAUGGGAGGGAAGGAGGGAUUGCCUGACUCCAUCCAUCCACCGUUGGUACCAAAACAAAAACAGAGCAUGGUUUCGUGUCGACUUGAAAGUGAUAAAAGAUGAAAAAGGAUACUAGUUUUGAAGAAACAAAUGGCACGUCGUCCAUCACUGACGAAAAGGCUAAUUUAGCGGAGCCCAAAGUGAGUCCAAGCAAUAUGGGACGCUAUAUCUACAAUUCGAAGACAAAUGAGAUGUUCGGACGGACAUUCUCGAGUUGGAUCCGGUUGGUGGCAUUCUCCUUAGUGUUUAUCGUUGUUCUCACAGUGUUCUGGGCCAUUUGCCUGUGGGCAUUCUCCCAAACCAUGGACAAUUACACACCCAGACUUCAAACGUCCAUGUCCUACAUUGGCCAAAACCCCGGCCUCGGGUAUCGCCCCAUGAAAAACGACGAAGACCCGUACUCGUCGCUGAUCUGGUUCCGGCAUGGCGGAGCCGGAAACUGGGGCGAUUUGAAGGCAAAUCUGGACUAUUUCCUCUCCAAAUAUGAACCAGGGUCGUUCGCCAAUGCUGGAGCUUCCCAAACCAAGUGUCAUUGGGAUCGAUCUCCGUUGGAGAGACAAGAGGCGUGUGAGUUUAAUAAAGAGUGGCUGUCCGAUCAAGGCAGCGACAUCAAGUGCAUCUCUGAGGAGAACUACGGUUACUACCACGGGAAGCCAUGCAUCUUGCUCAAACUAAAUAAAAUAUUCGGAUGGUUCCCCGACCCCUACUACAACGUCACAGAGGUGGAAAACCAUCCGGACAUUCCGGACUCGUUGAAGAACCAUAUUCGGUCCACGUGGGAAGAGAACUGUCGAAACAAAGGCCCAGAGAAAGAGGAGCGGUGCCCGCAAUUAAACAUGGUUUGGCUUGAUUGCAAUGGUGAAGAAGAUCCUGACAAAGAGAACAUUGGCGUGGUGAGCUACACCCCUUGGAGGGGAUUUCCUGGGUAUUUCUUUCCCUAUUGGAACCAGUUGGGUUACCUACAGCCGGUAGUGAUGGUUCAGUUGAAGAACCCCACUCCUGGCGUGCUGAUCAAUAUUGAAUGUAAAGCGUGGGCCAAAGGUCUCGAACACGAUCGAACUCGCCGACGAGGGCUGGUACAUUUCGAGUUUCUCAUGGACUGAAUAAUAAAUGUGAAUAACUGUG